Aspergillus caelatus is the source of this 420-nucleotide messenger RNA. RefSeq lists its product as uncharacterized. The record is from RefSeq and is a predicted model, not a curated record. The coding region runs from base 1 to 420 and encodes 139 amino acids. The transcript has a single exon. Lineage: Eukaryota; Fungi; Ascomycota; Eurotiomycetes; Eurotiales; Aspergillaceae.
AUGGCAAGAGUCGCAGACAUUAGCAACCCAAAUGCUCGACCUGUGGUCGUCCAAGGUGCACCUGACAACCAGCUUGUGAAUCUACUCAAUGAGGUUUGCGCUCCCUUGAGUGCUGUAAACAAACGAGUUGAUCACCAAGGAUAUCUCUUACAUACUGCAGCCAAGAUAUUCUCUGAGGACGGCUUUAGAAAGAUCGAAAUCUUCCGUGUCAACGCUUUCUGUGCAUUCCCGGAGGAGGAUCUGGCAGAAAGAUGUGAAAAAGCGGCUGAUAUUCUGGUGGGCUUCUGGUUUAAGGAGGACCCUAAUUAUGAGCAUAUGAAGCCUGCUCUUAUUCCUCAUCUUGCGUUGCAUUUCAAGGACCGCCCCAAUACUAUCGGAGAUGAAGUCGCCAUUCUCUCGGCUCGCCCCCUUCCAAACUAG